Paramacrobiotus metropolitanus is the source of this 2471-nucleotide messenger RNA. RefSeq names its product MAP kinase-activated protein kinase 2-like. Gene Ontology annotation, cellular component: cytoplasm; nucleus. Gene Ontology annotation, biological process: intracellular signal transduction; peptidyl-serine phosphorylation; protein autophosphorylation. Gene Ontology annotation, molecular function: calcium/calmodulin-dependent protein kinase activity; calcium-dependent protein serine/threonine kinase activity; ATP binding. NCBI's taxonomy places the organism in Eukaryota, Metazoa, Tardigrada, Eutardigrada, Parachela, Macrobiotidae. The record is from RefSeq and is a predicted model, not a curated record. The transcript has 15 exons.
UAGGAUGAAACUUCCGUUUCAGUUCAGUUUUCGCUGAGCAGGUACUCGAUCUAGAGUCUUUGGUUUGAAGCUCCCGUCUCAUUUACAAGAAACUGCAGCUACAGACGAACUAUUUACUGUGAAGCGUUUGCGUACAGACCGAUUCCGCUGAUGCUGACUUUGACAUAUGUUGUUAGCAAUCCUAAUAGCCCAACGCGGUAACUGUCAUUAUUUUUUGCCUGAUCGCCCGAUUGGUGUGCAUCAAAUGAAAAGGGUAUCCAAAUACCUGUCCAAGCUCCGUACUAAGCCACUUCCUGCUGUUGAUGAAAACACUGAAGCCACUAACGAAAAUCAUAUUGGAAGUAAACUCCCUCCCAGACCAGGCGGAAAGUCGGGAACCGGUUUGGAGAACCGUUCGCAGCUAGAGGAAGGGAGACAGCAGUCCCUGCCUAACAUGUUGGGAAGAUUCCAGAACCGACCUUUGGUCUAUAAGACCAAUGCUAUUAACGAUGAUUACGAUAUCAGCACAAACGUGCUGGGAUUGGGAAUUAACGGGAAAGUCGUGGAAUGCUUUAGCCGUGGAUCCGUACGGCACAAAUUGGCCUUGAAAGUCCUACAGGAUAAUCCUAAAUCAAGAAGAGAAGUAGAGCUUCACUGGAAAGCAUCCGGUCACAAGCACAUUGUCAACAUAGUUGACGUUUAUGAAAAUGUGUUCUCCGGCAAGAGCUGCUUACUUGUCGUUAUGGAAUGUAUGGAGGGAGGAGAACUGUUUGCCCGGAUUCAGUCGCGCGGGGACCAGCCUUUCACCGAAAGGGAAGCGGCAUCGAUCAUGAGGGAUAUUUGUUCAGCUGUUGCCCACCUUCAUACCAUGAAUAUAGCCCACAGGGAUAUCAAACCGGAAAAUUUAUUGUACAGCCGACCAGGGAGUGAGGGUGUUUUAAAAUUAACGGAUUUUGGAUUUGCCAAAGAGCUAACUUCCAUGAAUGCCCUGAAGACGCCCUGCUAUACUCCUUAUUAUGUGGCUCCGGAAGUACUGGGACCUGAAAAAUACGACAAAAGCUGUGAUAUGUGGUCCAUUGGAGUCGUCAUGUACAUUCUGAUUUGUGGUUAUCCGCCUUUCUACAGUAAUCAUGGUCUUCCUAUUUCUCCGGGAAUGAAGAAACGAAUACGAUCUGGACAGUAUGAAUUUCAUAGCCCGGAAUGGGAUAACGUAUCCCGUGACGCAAAGGAUAUCAUUAAAGGGCUGCUGAAAACUGAUCCUACACAACGGCUGACGAUAGAACAAAUGAUGCGCACAAACUGGAUAGCUAUGCAUACGGCUGUCCCGCAAACUCCUUUGUAUUCCGUGCAAGUCCUUAAAGAAGAACAGGAAGUGUGGCCUGAAUUACAGGAAGAGAUGAAUAAUGCAUUAGCGACCAUGCGCGUGGAUACUGAUCAACAGGUGCAUUUGAAGAAUUUGGAUAAGUCAACGAAUCCACUUUUAGCCAAAAGACGAAAUCGAGUUAAUGUCGGAUAGAGAAAAAUGGGAAAUGCUCAAGCAGUUAAACAGCAUUUGCAAACGUCGGAAAAGACCGGUGUUUUUGUGAUCAAGGGACAGAAACUCAAAGAGGUUCCGGAACCGAUUCGCAGAUUGGCUGUGAGCCUUCGGACGAUUGAUUUAUCCCAGAACUCCAUCUCCAGCUUGCCACCCUGGAUCGGGGACUUUAGUGCACUGAAGAGUUUGCAACUGAACGAUAACCAACUGGAAUCUCUUCCUCCUCAGAUCGGAAGUUUAAGUAAACUUGAAACUUUGUCCCUCAACAAUAACCGUCUCAGCGCUCUCCCGGAGGAGUUACGAAAUCUGACUUCGCUCAAAUAUUUCAUGCUCCAGAACAAUGAGUUUGCAGUCUUUCCCACUGUUACCUGCAAACUUCCCAGCUUAGAAGUUUUGGACCUAACGAAAAAUAGCAUCUCUCUGAUUCCUCCUGAGACCGCGGAACUGAACGCACAUGAGUUGAUUCUGAACAAAAAUCAAAUAUCAUCAAUUUCGGAUGCUAUUCAUAAAAGCUCCCGGUUAAGAGUACUGCGGUUGGAUGAGAACUGUAUUCCGCUAAAGGAAAUCAGUCCCCGUAUUUUGCGUGAAUCAAAUAUUUCCUUGUUAGCGCUUGAAGGAAAUGUCUUCCAGAUGAAGGAGUUACAAUACGUGGAUGGUUAUGAACAGUACAUGGAACGCUACACGGCGAGCAAACGAAAACUUUAAGCCAACUGUUCGAUACAGUUAUUAUUAUCUUAACUUGUGGCGUUUCGGCACGUGUCUUCUUUGCUUGUCGAGAGUGUUACGUUAUUGUUUUCGGUGGUUUGUAGAUUUUUGAUUCGGUUUUAACAUUCCAUGAUUCUGUUGAAAAGGUUUCUAAACUUCGUCGAUUUGACAUUGUGUAAACUUGGAAAGACAUUCGUAUGACUAAUGAUGUAAUUUUUUAUUCAUUGUUCAGUCGAAAUAAAUAGCGUGAAGU